Molecule: messenger RNA, 405 nt
Organism: Adineta ricciae
Lineage: Eukaryota; Metazoa; Rotifera; Eurotatoria; Adinetida; Adinetidae
Source: the annotation of a GenBank genome assembly
AUGAAUAAAACUCUCUUCACCUUAUGCUUGAUGGUCGGCGUUGUCUCAUCGAUCAAUUUGUCGGGCAUUUUUCAAAAUAUCAAAAACAAACCUUUUGCACUUGUUUGUAGUGCAGUUUCAUCGAAUCCGAGUAUAGCAAAUGGAAUCUUAACAAAGUUGAAUGAAGCUUUAGCAAAGGGCGACGGUGAUCAAAAAUUUCCACUGUCCAUUCAGUAUCUUUCUAACACAGCAAAUCAGAACAAGUUCAAAGCUGGCGGAGACCAGUGUCAAGAUUUCUUCAAUGGUCUCCUAGAUCAAUUCAAACAAGACUUGCCUCAAAAUUCAAAACCAGCUACCGAUGUCAAAGACAAAUUUAUUCAAUUCCUCAAAAACAAAAUUGAAGCAUUAAAAGCAUUCUUCAACUAA